Seriola aureovittata is the source of this 4249-nucleotide messenger RNA. RefSeq names its product syndecan 4 (gene sdc4). The transcript is spliced from 5 exons. NCBI's taxonomy places the organism in Eukaryota, Metazoa, Chordata, Actinopteri, Carangiformes, Carangidae. Bases 246 to 890 code for a protein of 214 amino acids. Gene Ontology annotation, cellular component: cell surface; membrane. Gene Ontology annotation, biological process: cell migration. The record is from RefSeq and is a predicted model, not a curated record.
GGUAGAGUGAACUAGACAUCGGAGAGAAAAGCAUCAGAAGACACAGCUAAGGUGAUAAAGGUGGACAGCCUCUGAAUUGUUUUGUUGGACUAUAUUUUGGGACGCAAACACGAAGACAACGCUACCUGAAGAUUUACGUAUUGACGUCACUGGUUUAGUUUUGAAUCUCCGUAAAGCUAUCGCUGCUUUUAUAUCAAGACUUUACUUUUAAUUUUGUAACUUUAACGCUACCUAGAAGGACAACCAUGCUCAACCUCUGCCUCGUGUUGAUUCUGUCUGCCUCCGUUUUCUCAGAGUCGCAGGUCAGGGAGACGGAGACAUGGAUGCCCAUGAAAACCACACAGAUGGUUGCCAUGUCAACGCACCGGGACAACAUGGAGUCGUCGGGAGACUCUACGAACGGCUCUGACUUCGGCUUCACAGACGACGACGAAGACGACGACAACGAAUACUACGAGUACGAUGACGAGGAGUUGUCUGGGUCUGGAGAUGGAGCAACAACCGAGUCACCUGAGACAGAGUUCGAGACAUCAGUUAAGCCCGACGUCAGCGACAACAAGAUCCCAGAGCUGGAGCUGCCGGUGCGACCGACCGUCGACGAGGAGGGCAUCGUACGCGAGAGUAAUGAAAUCCCCCGGCUGGGCAACGAGGCGGACCCCAACGAGGAAUACCCAUCCAACGUCCUCAUGUCCCACGCCAGUGAGGACAGCAUCUUGAACAAGACGGAGGUCCUCGCAGCUCUGAUCGCGGGUGGCGCCGUCUGCCUGAUGUUCGCCGUCCUCCUCAUCCUCCUCCUCAUCUACCGCAUGAAGAAGAAGGACGAGGGCAGCUACGACUUGGGGAAGAAGCCCAUCUACAAGAAGGCCCCCACCACAGAGAUCUAUGCAUAGACCCCGACCUCCGCUAACCCCCCCCUCUCUCCCCCUGCCGCCUCGCCCCGACCUCACACACCUCACUUCCUGUUAAAACCUCUUAAAAACCCAAUCAGGGCCAGCUCCUGGCCUCACAGUGCCUCAUCAUCAUCAUCAUCAUCACAUCAUCAUAAUACCUCCUCCUCCUCCUCCUCCUCUCACUUUUCCUCUGACCGAGUGACGCUCGAUAACGAAUCAGGAGAGAAGCCCCGACAACACGAUCGAUUGACUGACUCCUCCUCCCUGAUGUUUGCUCAUUUUUAUUGGUGCUCUCUUAACCAAUCAGAGGCUUCGUUGGUCACUCUUGUCCCUCUCUUUUGGUUUUGUCAAACAAGGAAAAAGGAGCAACAGGAGUGGGACUGUUUCCGCUGCGGUGCACUGUUUUGUGUUUUUAUUAUUUGUUCCCGUGUCGAAAGGAAAGAAAAAAAAAAAACAAACAAACAAAAAAAACACGACUUUAGAAACUGAGGACUCGGAGAACUCAAACUCCUCUUUCUCCUUUUCCUGUCCGUUCUUCUUCUUCCUCUUUCUCCACCUUCCAGUUUAAAAACACUAACACUGCAAUGAUUUUUGUCUCUGUAUGGUACACAUUAACAGUCCAGUUAUUUAUUUCCCCUCCUCCUCCUCCUCCUCCUCCUCUUCCUCUCCACCUGUUUCUUGGACUGAAGCUUCUCACAUGACUGAAGCAAAUGAUUUUUAAGUGAACAUUUAUAUUUGAUUUUUUUUUUUUUUUUUUUAAACAAACUCCUUGUAAUGCAGAGAGAUUUAAGACAUUUCAUUUUUUUUCUAUUAAAGAAAGAAAAGAGUUUUUCAGAACGCUGGUUUUAUGCUGUCAUCCAUUAGAACUGACUUUGUUUUUGUUCAUUUUUAUCCUUAAAUUACACAGAGAUAAGAGAGAGGGCCAGACAAGGGCCAACAAGUACUUGCAAAUGGUUGAUUCUGCCUUUUUAAAAAGAGAAGAAAAAGAAAAUCUGCACAACUGGCUGAGUGAGAGAUGGUUCAGCUCACGUCCUGUACACUUCAUUAAAAAAAACAAAAAACGUUUCCUUUAAACUUUCUGGCAUGUUUUCUGUCUCCGCGAGGAGGGAAAGUCCCAUCCGUCUGGCACGUAGCACCAGAUAAGUAAGCUAAACUAAUCCGGGGAAAAUUGGCAAAUACUGUAUGACCCAGGUCACAGAGUCGAACACAGCGUUGCCAGUUUGGAAGAGGACUUCAAAAAAAAAAAAAAAAAAAAAAAAAGGAAGAUGUUUUACCACUAUAAUAAUAAUUACCACCUUGCCUCCGGGGUUUGUUUUCUGUUAUUAUGGUGAAGGCGAAUCAGCAAGCUCCUACAGGGUGACACACCUACAUUCCACACACACACACACACACACACACACACACACACACACACACACACACACACAGGAACACUUUUUUGCUGAGUUAGAUAAUCAGAUUGAAGCUUCAGUUAGCGGCUGGUUAGCUUAGCUUAGCACAAAGACUGGAAAUGGGUGGAAACGGCUAGCGCGGCUCUGUACAGAGGGAACAAGCACCUGCACCUCCUGAUGGUGCGUCUGCGUGUUAAUGACGGUUAAAGACGGUUAAAAUACUGCACGUUACAUUACAGUGAAAUGACAAUACCUCAGUACAACAUAAAUGCAGCUUUUAACAACACACUGGAUUUAAUUGUAGGCGUUACAAUAGCAUUUUUUUUUUUUUGCAGUUUUACAGUGGCUUCCAAGCUAAAAUUGUUUUUGUUUUGUUUUAUACACUUAAUGAAGAUUUAAAGAAAUGAGACGGAGCCAGGCUAGCUGUUCCCACCUGUUUCCAUUCUUUGUGCUAAGCUAAGCUAACCGUAGCCUUAUCUUUAACAGACGUGAGCGUGGUAUCGAUCUUCACCUCUGCAAAUAAAGGUGGUGCUGAGGUGCUCACUCAUUCUCUUGCAACAUUUUUUUUUUUUUUUUUUUUUUUUAUUCAUGGAUCCGAUAAAUGUUAUUGAUCAUUUAGUCCAGUGAUACGAAAUGUUAAGCUCUGUGAUCGGCGAAACUGGUAGUUUUUUUUGUUUUGUUUUGUUUUUUGUUUUUAACUCAUGGCGGGUGACGCUUUCUCAAUAAGCUACACCGACAGUUUGUUGUUAGUUUUAUAUUUUAUUUCCACUAUGAGGUCUUUGAGCAAUCGCUGAAGCCAUGAUGAAAAGGUGUGAUGCUCACAUUUCUUAGCUGAAGCCGGCAGCACACAGACUGGUCUACCAAGGAUUUGUAUAUAGUCAUUAGAUAAAAAAAAUAAAAUAAAAUAAAAAACGAACAAAAAAAAAAAUUAACUUGGUACUUAGCCACAUCCUGGCAACAAACAAUAUCUACCAAAUAUUUAAAUGCCAAAUUUGUUUUUGUUUUUGUUUUGUUUUCCCCUGAGCAGUAACGUUCCUGUGAUUUACUGUAACUGUAAAUGAGUUUUGAUACUACCAAUGCUAAUACUAACUCACCUCCUCUCAUUGUUCUCCAGUGGUUUUUAUUUUUAUUUUUUUUUCUCCAGUAGAUCAACUUGUUCUUUUUUUUUUUUUUUUUUUGUAUUAAUUUAACUGUCAAAUUAUUUUAUUGCCUUCUUUCAGGUUGGGGUGUUUCCCCCUUUUUAAGCUGUUGUAUAUGUGAUUUUAAAAGUUUUAUAUACACUAGUUUGAGAUUUUCAGAAGCAAAUAGUUUUGAAACUUUUUAUGUUGUAAGAGUUUCUAUUAUCUUUUUAGACUUUUGUUUUUUUUUUUUUUUGUUUUUUUUUUUGCUUUUGUAUUUAUGUUUUCUUUUUUUUUUUUUUUUUUUUCGUUUGUUUGUAGAAGGAUUGCUUUUAUGUGGUUGGUGUUCAUCUCGUUGUUCAGGGGAUGUGGUGCCGAUGAGCCAUGUUGUCAGUGGCAGACCUGGGGGGCGAUUACCGCUUGGAUUUUGUUCAUUCGUAGCCAGAAAACGGAGGGAGAUAAAUUUGCAAACGUGUAUUUUGGAAAUUCACAAUCCCGGCCUCGAAAGAAAGAAACGUCUUGAUCCUCGUUCAAGGCCUUUAACCCCCCCCCAAAAAAACAAAACAAAAAACAAACGCAUUUAAUCAAGAAAACACUGAUACGUGUUUCCUCCCAGUGUGUCAGAGGGUAUCGGCUGAUCUCUGCCUGGGAUUGAGGUAUAAAGGGUAAAUCGGCCCCAGGUCUGUUCAGUGCGCAUGGGAGAGAUAACGUAUGUUCUGCUGCUUAAUGUCACAAACAUCACAUGUGAAUCACCAAUGGAGUGAAGAAGCCAAUGAAUCAUUGGCUUCUGCAUGCAGGUUCUGAUUUAUCGGAAAUAAAGCUAUUUUUAUGCACAUUAACAUUUUAAAAA